This is a messenger RNA of Leptopilina heterotoma, 1163 nucleotides long. It is a transcript of the gene tex, whose product is annotated as THO complex subunit 3. NCBI's taxonomy places the organism in Eukaryota, Metazoa, Arthropoda, Insecta, Hymenoptera, Figitidae. Gene Ontology annotation, biological process: mRNA export from nucleus. The record is from RefSeq and is a predicted model, not a curated record. The transcript is spliced from 3 exons. Bases 104 to 1075 code for a protein of 323 amino acids. Gene Ontology annotation, molecular function: protein binding. Gene Ontology annotation, cellular component: THO complex part of transcription export complex.
UUCACGAAGUAGUUGUGCUUAGGCCUUAAAAAGGUCUUAAAUUUUGUUUCCACCACAAAGGUGUAAAUGCACCCUUUAAGCAUCAUAAUUUUACACAUGUGGAAUGACAGAAAUGGCGCCAAGUUCUGAUAUAAAUUUUAUUUCCUACUUUAAAAGUCACAAUAAAGUACGAGAGCAACAAAGUCAUACAGCAAAAGUUCACAGCGUUGGAUGGAGUUGUGACGGAAAGUAUUUAGCUUCUGGUUCUUUUGACAAAUGUGUUUGCGUGUUUUCGCUUUGCACCGAUCGCCUGAAACAAGAAACGACGUUCCGUGGCCAUCUGGGAAGUGUAGAUCAACUUUGCUGGCAUGCUUUUCAUCCAGAAUUAUUAUCGACAGCGAGCGGUGACAAGACAGUGCGAAUAUGGGACAUGCGAUCACAGAAAUGUACAGCAAAUAUAGGAACAAGAGGUGAAAAUAUUAAUAUAUCAUGGUCUCCUGACGGAAACACGAUAGCUGUUGGAAACAAGGAAGAUCUUGUUACGUUCAUUGAUGCCAGGGCCCAAAAAAUUAGAGCUGAGGAACAGUUUAAUUUUGAAGUAAACGAGAUCUCUUGGAAUAAAGACUCUGAUACAUUUUACUUGACCAAUGGACAAGGUUGUGUACACAUAUUAAGUUACCCAGAUUUGGAAUUGCUACAUGUGAUCAAAGCCCACCCAGGAACUUGUAUUUGUAUCGAGUUCGAUCCUACUGGACGAUAUUUUGCUACAGGAUCAGCCGAUGCACUUGUGUCUCUUUGGGAUGCAGAAGAAUUGUGCUGUUUGAGAACUUUUUCAAGGCUGGAAUGGCCAGUGAGAACAAUUUCCUUCUCCUAUGAUGGAAUGCUCCUUGCUGCAGCUUCUGAGGAUCUUGUCAUUGACGUUGGCGAAGUUGAAUCAGGGGAGAAAAUAACUGAUAUUCCUGUAGAGGCUGCAACAUUUACUGUAGCAUGGCAUCCCAAACAGUAUUUAUUAGCUUACGCUUGUGAUGAUAAGGACACGUAUGACAGGAAAAGAGACGCCGGAAGUUUAAAAGUAUUUGGUUUUCCAAAUGAAUAAUUAUGUGACACUAGUAUGAGAAUUUAACUAUAAGACGAAUAAAAUUUAUAAUUAAGAAUAUUGUGAAAAUACAAAUUUAUAAAAAAGA